AGCGUUGCCUACUCCUGAGAGAAGAAAGUCCUAAUAUUGUCCUGCAGAAGCCUCUUUCCAUGGCUUCCACUUCUUUUCUUUCCCCCCCCCCCCCCCUCUUGUAUGAUUGUUGCGAUUCAUGUUUCCAUUUUUAUUAUUUUUGGCAAUACAUUUUUUUUUAAAUUUUUGUUUAUAUAACUGCUGCUAAUACAGUAAAGGGGCUAUAUCUCGAUGACAAAACUAGCAAGUGUUUAUCUGGCUGACACUGUGCCCUGAAUCUCCCCGAGUUGUGGGAGGGAGGGGGGGUGGGAGGCGUGUAUAGAGUAUAGAGCACAAACUGCUUGGUACGGGAGGAAACAGUGGGGAUAUCCACUACAAGGUAUGUGACAGAGGAGCCUGGAAUCUGUGAGGGGUCUUUGGGAAUUCAAAGGAACGGAGAUACAAACUCCCGUCAGUCUUUAAAAUCAAGCACCAGCUGGAUACAAGGGAGCACAUGGAUAGGGCUGUGUACCUCUACUUGCUCUACAGCAUGUGGGCUGUUACUGCAGUCCAAGGAAACUGCCCAGCGGGAUGCCAGUGUGACAAACUCAAUCAAGUCCAGUGCCGGGGUCAGAAUAUCACGGACGUCCCCAGCUCCUUUCCACACGAAACCAACUACAUUUACAUAGCCAACACGAGCAUCUCCAUUUUAAAGCCAGGUGACUUUGACAGCUGCGCCACAACUCUGAAAAAUGUGAAUAUUAGCUAUUCUGGUGUAACGGAGAUAUUAGAUGGCACUUUCAACAAAACUCAAAACCUGAUAGCCCUGAGUCUAAGGGGAAGCAAACUGACAGGCCUACCGGGGAAACUGUUCUGGAACCUGAAAGGUCUACAGCGACUCCUGCUGGACAGGAAUAACAUCACGGCACUUUCACAGGAGACCUUCCAGGGUCUGAGCGAGCUUAGGUCCCUCGACCUGUCCCGAAACGCCCUCACCACGAUCCCGGAGAGCAGCUUUGACGACUUGGUGAAUCUGAAGCAGCUGUCCCUCUACCAGAACCGCAUCAAGCAUCUCCCGGCAAAGCUGUUCUACGGCCUACACAAACUGCAGGAACUGUACCUCUCCAGAAACUGCCUGUCGGUGCUGCCAGGGGGGAUCUUCUCCCAACUCGUGGCCCUCUCCAAACUGUCCCUCUUUCGUAACUGCCUGGAGAGGCUGUCUGUCGGAGUUUUUGGACCCAUGCCUCUCCAGGAGCUCUGGCUCUAUGACAACAGGCUGACCCACCUGGACGACGACGUGUUCCAAAACCUGACCCAGCUCCGUCUGCUGGUUCUGAGCAGGAACCAGAUCAACUCCACCUCAGUCCACGCGUUCCGGGGCCUGACGGCACUGGAGGAGCUGUCCCUGCACACCAACAGGCUCGUCAGCCUCCAGGAGGGCACGUUCAGCGGGCUGACCUCGCUGGUCAAGGUCUCCCUGCAGCACAACCGCCUUCGGUCCCUCCCUGGGAGGCUCCUCCACGGUCUGCCUGGCCUCAGGCGCCUGGACCUCCACAACAACUCCCUGCCCAAUCUGCCCCAAGAGCUCCUGGCCUCCCUGGAGAGGGCUGACCAGGUGCUCCUGAGACAGAACCCGUGGCAGUGCGACCAGGAUAUCAUUCCUCUCAGAAACUGGCUGCACCGCCACCGCACCAAAGUGCAGAAUUUCAUUGAGGUGGUGUGCCACUCGCCCGAGUCUUUGAGCGGCACCAGCCUGGCAGACUUCCAACGGCAGGUUUUGGGGGAGGACAUCGAUGUGAUUAUCGUAGCGCUAGCCUGCACUCUCAUCAUUACCAUCCUCCUUGGCAUCAUCUUCUUCUGGAGAAAAAAAGAGAAGAAGGCCUCUAAACUCCCAGACCGAGAUUCAGACAAUCCUGUUCAAAUGGAAAACGAAAUGAUGACCAAAGCCUUUUGUGUAACUUUAUUCAUCUUGCUGCAGCUGUCUUACCAUGGGUACAGCUGCCCCACAAAAUGCCAGUGCUUCACUCCAACUCGGGCCAUCUGUUCGGAUGAAGGGAGUACGGACAUGCCCCAGAACAUCUCCUCGGACGUGAGGGAGCUGGUCAUCAUGACUACCGGCAUUAUGUAUUUGCGCCCCAGAGCCUUUCCGGAUGGUUCCAAGCUCUCCAAGCUGGUCUUCCUCAACAACCUGCUUCAGGGGGUCUCCCGCAUGGCGUUCAACAAUCUGUCGGGGCUAGAGGAGCUGGAGAUCAGCGGGAACCACCGGCUUGAGGAGCUGUACUUGGGAACGCUGAGCGAGCUGCGAAACCUGACCACGCUGGUCCUCAACUUCAACCGCUUCAGGGUCCUGAGGGAGGGGCUGCUCCAUCCACUGCAGAAGCUGGAGACCCUGCAGCUCAAGGGCAACGUCAUUUACCAGCUCACCGACGACCUGUUUCAGCAGCUCGGCAGGCUCCGCCUCCUGGACCUGUCGCUCAACACGAUCUCCACCGUGAAUAAGGAGAUCUUCAGAAACCUGGGCCAGCUGCGGACCCUCAGGCUGGGCUACAACCUGAUAGAGGCCCUGCCCCCCGACACGUUCGAUGGUGUCCCGAGGCUAAGGGAGCUAAGCCUCCAGGGCAACAAGAUCGUCAGGUUCCCCCAGGCCCUCUUCUCCCGACUGGCCCAACUGGACAAGCUCAAUCUCCGCGGCAACCAGAUUAAAGAGCUCACCGCCGACGCGUUCCCACCAGGGCUGAGCGAGCUGAACCUAGCGGACAACAAGCUCACCGUGCUCUCGCCGGAGAUGUUUCAGGGGCUGCCUCGCCUAACCUGCUUGCUCCUGUCCAAAAACCAGCUCUCCGUCAUCCCGGAGGACCUGUUCCAAAACCUGACAGCCCUGGAGCACGUGGACCUGUCCCACAAUCUGAUUGGCGGCCUGCCGGAGGUCGUGUUCAGGGGGCUCUCAGAGCUCGCGGUGGUGCACCUGGAGAACAACAACAUCAGCAGCCUGCCGAGCGGGCUGCUUGAGGACCAGGAUUACCUGGAGCAGCUGUACCUGUCCGACAACGCGCUGCAGAACAUCCCCGUCGAGUUCAUGGGCUUCUUAGCCCACAAUAUGGUACGGCUGCACGGCAACCCCUGGACCUGCGACUGCCACUUGCUCUACCUCUACGACUGGCUGGUGUACAGCACGGGUUUGAAUCAGGAUACCUCCAACAUGUACUGCAGGGCGCCCUCAUUCCUGAGUGGCAGGGGAUUAAUGUCUUUGAAGAGGGAGCAGCUUGUGUGCGCAGCAAACACCAGCACUCCUCUUCAGAGCACCCACGAGGCUGUCACUCACCCCGAGGAGACCCCGCCCACCACUGGCUGCGUUGUCCAGGAAACCAACAGCACCAUUUCUGUCAAGUGCACCAACGAGAAAUGCCCCCAGAUCAAACUGCGAACCUGGUACCGCAAGGAGGGGUACACUGAAGACACUUUCACAGAACACAUAUUACUUCAGGGUACCCAGUGCCUUAAUUCCACUAUAACCAUCACUUUUUAGAUAAUGAAUCUAAGCGUGACUGUGACACAUAUUGAAAUGACAUCUCCAGCAGUGCGCACCUUAAGACUUUCUCAGUAUCUAAUCCCACAGCUAGUGAUUGGUGGUAGAGACCCAUCAUCAGUAGGGUUAUCAUGUGCUGUCAGCUACCAUGUACAGUCGAACAGCUUCAGUUUCCACAGUUAAAUAAGUCGCUUUGUUCAUGAUGUUGUGUCAGUGAUGAUACAUCAUUCCCAUUUUAGUGUUCAGGUAGCCUCUGUCUCCCAUCGCUACGUCACAAAAGGACUUUUCCCAAAGGAAACAGGAGUUUUCCUGGGGGGCACUGUUAGUCUUUCUCACUCAGUGUAGUGGGUACAAUAGUAAAUCAUGGAUGAACUGCUUCUCUGUGACAACGGAAAGAAAUGUACAAUUUGAAGAAUAGUUCCCAAGAAAAAGCAGCUAUCCUGAAUCCUGC
Messenger RNA from Anguilla rostrata (American eel), 3935 nucleotides. Its product is annotated as slit homolog 2 protein-like. The transcript is spliced from 3 exons. Bases 473 to 3484 code for a protein of 1003 amino acids. The record is from RefSeq and is a predicted model, not a curated record. Gene Ontology annotation, molecular function: protein binding. NCBI's taxonomy places the organism in Eukaryota, Metazoa, Chordata, Actinopteri, Anguilliformes, Anguillidae. Gene Ontology annotation, cellular component: extracellular matrix.